AUGGCAGAUUAAAUAAUGCAUUAAGAAGCCUCUUAGUCUUCUUUAAUUACCACUGACACUCAAACUUAAGCCCAACUAAUUUCUGCAGAGAGACUUCAAUUCAUCUAGGAUGGCUUGAAAUCAUCCAAUUCUUAGAUCAAGAUAGAUUCAAUGAAGCAAAUGCACGAUAUGCUACUUGCAAUAUUGAACGAAAAAUCAGCCUAGCAAGAGAGUCACAGCGCACUUUUACUAUCUAUCGUGUAAUUAUCUUUGGACAAACUGAAGGAUGUUUACUGUGCAUUAAACAGUGUUCAAAUAAUAAGUGACUUAAUAAAUCUAGGAGCAUCAAGCAAUCAGAUGCUAUUUACAAAAGAGCUAGUGAAUCAGAUUCUCAAAUCAUGUUCUUCUCCCAAUUUUCACGUGCCUGCCUAUAAUUACAAAACUAGAAAUGCAGUAUUUAGAAUUUAUCAGACCUACAUACUCAACAAGUAGAUACUCUUAGAUCAGGUCGAACCUACUUUAUAUAUAAGUGCAGUCUUGUCUGGGAUCGAAGAGGAAAAAGAUCCGAGGAAUCUGAUCAUUACAUACGACCUUAUUUAUUUUAUCCUGAGGAAUAAUGCUUCAAAUCCAGAAAGAUAGGAUUAGAUAAAGUUAAUAGAGCCAUUUUUAGAUGACUUAUUCGACAAAAUCUCUUGCUAUUUCCCAAUCAACUUUGAGCCUCCUAAAGAUGAUAAAUUCAAAAUCAGCCCUGAACUUCUCAAAGAAAAACUGAAUAGAUGCUUUACAGCUUCACCUCUGUUAGCAAAACAAGCAUUCCCCUUUAUUUUGGACAAGUUAAGUGCAGUUUAAGUUGAGACAAAGCUAGAAUGCUACCAGCUAUUACAAAAAAUGGUUGAGGUCACUCAACCAUUCAAAUACGUUGAAAAGCAUUUGCCAGUUGCUCUGCAUCAAACUAUCAAUGAGUACUUCAAUAACUACGAGGAUACUUUAUAAAAGAUUUCUGCGGAUACUAUUGGAAUUAUCAUCAAGAGAAUUAAUGAGCAAGCUGAUAAAGGUAUUUCUCUUAGUUAUGUUCAAAAGGAACUAGAAGAAGUGAUUGAGAAAUGUUAAAAUGAAAUAAGUGAAAGCCCUGAGUCAAUUUCAGCAUUUCUUGCUUAAGAACUUCUUAGUAGAUUCCUUGAUCAGUAAAUAAUUUAACCUUUGACAUCUGGGGAAAUCAAUCAUAACCAUAAGCAACUUGCGUUUAUUCAAAUUAUAAUAAACAUCCUAACUAAAAUUGCUGAUAACAAACUUAGAAAGCCGUGUGAAGAAUACUUAUAGUCUGUAAGCAACAAAAUUUAGUUGAUUCUGGAUUAAUCAUUGACAAAGAUUUUGGACUAGCCAGUAUUAUUCGAAAAAGGAAUGAAAUUACUAUCAAUUCUAUCGAAAUUCUCAAACUUCCAUGAAAUAUUGAAGAUCAGCGAUUCCCAAGCUAUGAUAAUUGAUGGUUAGCCAGUAAUAAAUAAGUUCGACUAGUAUAUGCUUUCCUUGAGAGAUCUACUAUUCGAUUAAAGAGAAGUUGUAAAUCAAUAGACUGAGUAAAUAAUAAUAGAAUAGCUUUAGAAACUUUCUGAGACGUAACAAAAUAAUGUGAACAGUGUAUUUUUAUCAAAGCUUAAGGAGUUUUUUGUUAGCUAAGGUAUGGCUGCAUUCAAUGAGACCUAUGUUAAUAGUUUGAUUAAGCAAGUUCUUAGAGGAUUUGAAGCAAUAGAAUUCACUUUCUAAAUAGUAAACAUACUGAUUGACAGCAAGAAAAUCCUGUCAAUCAAGGAUACUGUUAUUGAGAGUCUUACUCAAUCAAUCAUAAAUUUUAAGCCAAGUAAUGAUUCAGAAAAGAUAAGCUUUGAGAUUCUCGCAGAGGUUAGUAUAAAGAAAAUUUUGAGCUAAAUCUUUGAAACUUAAUCAUUCAAGGAACUUCCAAGUCAAGUCAUUAUAUUCCUAAAGACACUUAUGUAAUAAAUUAAUGAAUCUAAAUCCUCAGAAAUCUUCAAUUAAAUCAUCUAGUAGUAAGUCUCAGAGUACUCAUUAAACAUACUAUAUUUGAUUACCAAAAAGAAAUCGAUAAAUUUAUCCAAUAUUGAAGCUAAUACUUUGAGACAAUUUUUCCAGAAUGGAUAUAGUCAACCAAAUUAAACUCUAUUUAGUAAAAUAGUAUUCCUAAUUCUUCUAAGGUCAGGAGCAAAGAUAGACCCGAAUCUUAAGAUAAUUGUUGAUGAGGCUUUAAGCAGUGAAUUUACAUCUUUUGAUCUUAAGAUUUAGAUUUGCGCAGCUUUUAUUGUAAGAGGUGAUCAACAAGGCUACAAUUUGAUAAAGUCCCUUGUAACUGAUCCAAAGAACUCUUAAAACUUAAUUGAUCUGUAUCAAUAUUCUAUUGUUAAGAACUAUUCGCAUUUGACAAAAGAGAAUGGAUUUCAUGUUUUCAAGCUUUACCCCUAGAGACUAUUUAAUACUUUAUAUCCUAUCUUAAUGAAACUUUCUUAAUAGCAGGAAACAAGAUAAUGUGGUAUCUAGCUUAUGAUGCAAACCUGUUCAAUUGUUAAUCUCUCAUAGCUAUAGGACAAACUUCCUGAGCUUAUCCCGAUUGCAGAAGAAGCGCUCUUGCUUGAAUCUAAUUCAGAUAUAAAGAUCACAGCACUGUAACUUUUCAAGAAGAUUAUAAUAGAUAAUUAAGAGCAAGGAAUGAAGUAUGUGGACUCAUUUAUUCCUUUUAUUAUUGAAUCACUAAAUCAUGACUAAUCACUACAACUAAAAAUUGAAAGUCUUCAUACACUUACAGAGCUUUCUCAGUUCCCUAAGAAUAUUAUUGCGAAAUUCAAAGAAUCAGUUUCUAAGUAAUCAUCGAAGUUAUUGGAUGAUAAAAAGAGGAUUGUGAGAAAGUUUGCAAGAAACUGUAUCAAUGAGUGGCAAUCUAUUGGUCUUAUUUGA
This is a messenger RNA of Stylonychia lemnae, 2943 nucleotides long. The record is from the annotation of a GenBank genome assembly. NCBI's taxonomy places the organism in Eukaryota, Ciliophora, Spirotrichea, Sporadotrichida, Oxytrichidae.